Messenger RNA from Hippocampus zosterae (dwarf seahorse), 3080 nucleotides. RefSeq names its product syntrophin, alpha 1 (gene snta1). The transcript is spliced from 8 exons. Gene Ontology annotation, cellular component: neuromuscular junction; intracellular anatomical structure; sarcolemma. Lineage: Eukaryota; Metazoa; Chordata; Actinopteri; Syngnathiformes; Syngnathidae. The coding region runs from base 214 to 1683 and encodes 489 amino acids. The record is from RefSeq and is a predicted model, not a curated record. Gene Ontology annotation, molecular function: structural molecule activity; protein binding.
UCGUGGAUAAGCCUCUUUGGAGGGCAACAUACUGCGAGGGCGUGCAACUGUGCAUGAGGGAGUUGUGUGAGCAUACACGCGUGCACGUGUACGUGUUUGAGCGCGCGCGCGCGUGUGUGUGUGUGUGUGUGUGUGUGUAUGUGCCCCUACCCCAGCCCUCCAAUAUCUCUCCACAGGACCGCCAGCCCCGUCUAGAGUUAUUCCAGGAAUGCGAUGAACAUGGCGGCCGCGAUGAAGGCGCAGAAAACGGGACUGCUGGAGCUCCGGGUGACCGUGGACCGCUGGAUCCGAGUGCUGGCCACUCUCACCGAGGACAAGCUGAUUGUCAACCCUGGCGAGGGCGCCGACGAGACGACCAAGCACAAUCCGAAUCCGGCGGGGGCGAUCAACGGAGACCCUCCCAACCUCAGCUCGUGUCCCGUCCCGGAGACCAUCACCAACGUGAAGCGCACAGUGCGAGUCACGAAGCAAGAUGUCGGAGGACUCGGAAUUAGUAUUAAAGGUGGGAAGGAGAACAAGAUGCCCAUUCUCAUCUCCAAGAUUUUUAAGGGCUUGGCCGCCGACCAAACGGAGGCGCUGUACGUGGGCGAUGCCAUAUUGUCUGUCAACGGCUGCGACUUACGCGAGGCCACGCACGACGAAGCCGUGCAGGCGCUCAAGAAGACUGGCAAGGAAGUCAUCCUUGAAGUUAAGUACAUCAAGGAGAUGUCGGCGUUCUUCAAGAGCUCGGGGUCCCCUGGCGGAGCUCUCCCGUGGGACUCGCCUCCUCCAACGCCUCCGAAGGGCGCUGACCAUUUGUCCGCCGAGGCGAAGGAACCCCGCAGCAUCCCGCUGAAAAUGUGCCAGGUGUCCCGCAAGCAAUUCCCCCCUGACACAGAAAACAGAUACUUCGAGGUGGUUUCGCCCAACAGGAAGAACUCUGUGUUCCUGCGGGCCAAAGACCCAGCCAUGGCCCAGUCUUGGUACAACGCCAUCCAGGCCGGUGCUGCCAACCUUUUACCGCAAGUCAAGGAGGAAAUGAAGAGCUUGCACCCUGGUAUGGAAGUCAAACACUUGGGCUGGAUUGUAGAACAGGCGGUGCAAGGACCCGAGAGGCCCGUCCUCGCCGUGCUGACCGAGCGGGAGCUGCUUCUCUACCCUGCCUUGCCCGAAAGCAAAGACGCCAUCUGCAGCCCGGCGAAGAGUCACCCUCUCAUCACCACCAGACUGGUCCACUCCGGCCCGGGAAAAACGUCUCCUCUCCUGGAAUCGGAGCUUUCAUUUGGGCUGCGUUUGGGCACCAAGCAAGGUGUGGAGACCCAUGUGUUCCGGGUGGAUUCUCCCAAGGAGCUGUCGGUGUGGACUCACCUACUGGUCGAUGGCUGUCACAAUGCCGCCGAGCUCAUCAAGGAGGUCACGACAGCUUGCAGCUGGAAUGGAAAGGAGUGCACACUGGGUGUGCACAUUGACGAUGGCUUCACGCUAUUCACCGAAGAGCUUGGCGUCCGCAAGAGCGUGUUGCUGCAGCAUCCCUUUGAGCGUCUGAGGAUGUCGUCAGACGACGGUGUCCGCAUGAUGUUUCUUGACUUUGGAGGGCCAGAGGCCGAAAUCCAACUGGACCUUCAUUCUUGUCCCAAGACGAUUGUGUUCAUCAUCCACUCGUUUCUCUCUGCCAAGGUCAAGCGACUCGGCCUCCUGGCAUGAUGACGUCUACAACAUGUGCAUUAGGAAUAUUUGACAAAUUCACAAACACAACGACUCAGACUGACUUUUGAGCUGAAAGCGAUGACUAAAUCUUUUCUCCUCUCUUCCGGCUCAUCCUGGUCUCUCAUGGCGAGCCGGCGGACAUUUGGACGUUGAGGUUUUUCCACAAAUGCAGACCUCAUGAUUCAUGCAUUGAUUUUGCAGCAGCCUUUCACAUUUUUUUCUUCCAAUUUUGGUCAGCGUCCCUUCAGCUUUUAUUGAUUCAUUGUUCAGUAUGUAUGCGUCAUGAAUGUCUUGAUGGUUGAUGUUGGACAAACCUCUAUUUAAUUAAAAGAAGACACCUUUAGUGGAAUGACAGGAGACUGAUCACUGCGUGAUCAAAAUGGAUGUAAGGAUUCAUUAAGGGAGGAACUUGUGGAUGUUUAAGUUGCCUUCGCACACAACGAUUUUUAUGAUAGGCCCCUCCCCCCAAUUUUAUGAUAAUACCAAAUAAGAAUUGAAUAUAACAGAAAAUAUUUUUAUUCCACUUGUUUUAGCUUAGCUGCAGAUUUCGAUUCAAAACAUUAAGGCUACUAACAAAGAAGGCCUCAUAAAUAAAUUGACUUCAACUACAGAGAGGUACACACAUGCCGAUAAUCGGACUGGACUUGAGACUUUUUUCCAACCAUUCUAAGCAAAAUUAGCGCGCAAUAUUUUAUCGGUUGUCGCUGAAAGAUUAUCCUGAGCGAUUGUGCUAUGGGAUGGGAUGUGUUCAGGGUGAUUUUUCCUUACGGAUUUGCUUGUAAUUCAAGGCCGACAGUCGUAAAUGUUAAACCUGUUCAAUAUUAACCAUGAAAAAUCGCCAUUGUAUGGUCAACAUUGAGUUGAGCCAAGCUCCGAUUUUUCGGCAGUUGGGCUGCCCUGUGGCACCACGCUGCCCCUCACGGGUUAAUCUUGACAGGCAUCUGACUUUGGGAAUCAAGUCAUGAUUGUUGGUGGGGACAUCAUUACAUGUACUCUAAGAGCUCAAUUGUAGACUUUUUUUUCUCCUUGUCAAGUAAGAAAAUACCUCGUAAAAAUCGGUAUAUGUGUAACCUGCUCAAAGGGUAUUUCUAAUACGCAUUCGUGAACUCUUUAAUGAAUUCAGCUACCGGUACUUAUGCUUUCAUUUACAAAGUAUUUAAGCAGUCGAUUUCACCAAUGGCCUUCAUCACAAAGUACUUUUUGUAUUCGCACAGAACAUGAAAUAUGUCACGUUAAAGUCUUUUUGCAACACUAAAAUUCAACUUGUAUUCAUCAUAUAUGUUUCAAUGCUCUCCAAAAUAAAAAUGUGUAUUCUUAUUUAAGCAAGCAAAAGUGUGCCUUUUAAGGGUUGUUUGUACAUAAACACGUAAUAAACUUUGGUAACUUUUAACAUA